UCACUUUGUAAAGAAACACUAUAGACUGAACACGUGCACAUGACGUCACCGUUUUCAAAAAUUUGCAUUUUUGGUAGUUUACAAGAAGACAAUAAUGGUAUCGUUUAAAAAAAAAAAAAGUACUUUGAAACCAGUUUUUAGGCCCCCAAAAUGCUGUAGUUGUGUAAAUCAACGGCCAAAACACUUCCAAAACGUUUUCCAUUUUUAGUUGAAAAUGGUGUCGUGUAAACAGCCCCUUAGCUAACAAUAACAAAACUGGUUUCAGAUUAUUUGUAUAUAUUUGUCAGGAUAAUUUAACCUGUUAGAGUAAAAUUUUGACAUUAGUCUUCUCUUCUCUUCUCUUCUCUUCUCUUCUCUUCUCUUCUCUUCUCUUCUCUUCUCUUCUCUGUUAUGUACGUGUGUCUCCCACCACUUUACUCGUGGGAGCUCUACGAGCUCAAAUAUCUCCUUGUUCAAGAUCCCAGUGUAGCUCAUGCUGAAUGCAGGAUACUUUGUUUGACUUUGUGAUCAACCUGUUGCGUGUACUUUGAGCUCUGAGGCGAGAGCUGUCAUGUUCUGUGAGUCUCCAAGGAUCUGAAGUUGGAAUGUUGCCAAUUAAAAGUGAAGUAAAUCGCCUCUGGGCAGUGCCACACACAGAAUGAUGUGUUUGCUUCAUUCAGUUGUACACAAAUGGAAAUGAAAGACUUUAUAACGUCACCAGUCUUCUUUACGGACUCCUUCCACAUCAUGCUCUGGAGACUUAGUACUUGAGAAAGUUGCCUUCUUAUUUUUCUUCCUGAAAGAAAACCACUUAAAAAAUGGGCCCUUUUAUUUCGCCUUUCAAUAAUCUGCUAUGCAUGUUGUUGGGCAUCUCUUUCACUGUGUGGGUCACACUGCUUUUGGUCUUCAUCAUCGUUCCUGCCAUUUUUGGUCUGUCCUUUGGCAUACGUGGACUCUACAUGAAGAUGUUGCUCAAGGUGUUUAAGUGGGCCACAGUGAGGAUGGAAAGAGGAGCCAAGGAGAAAAACCAUCUUCUGUACAAGCCUUACAGUCUUAAUAGCAUUAUUGCUAAAGAGCCUACGUCACUGGAAGAGGAGCUCAAAGAGAUUCGGCGAAACGGCAGCAGUCGAGAGUUGGAUGGUUCCGCCUCCACCUCCACAGGCCCCUCCCCUUCUUCAGAGUUUGAAAUGUCAGACACCUUCUACUUUUGCCGCCGUGGCAUUGAAAGCAUCGUAGAUGAUGAGGUUACCAAAUGUUUCUCGGCAGAGGAGCUUGAGUCGUGGAACUUGUUGACCAGGAGCAACUAUAACUUCCAGCACAUUAGCACCAGACUGACAGUGCUGUGGGGUCUUGGCGUUAUCAUCCGUUAUGGGUUCCUGCUGCCCCUCAGGCUAACAUUAGCAAUCACAGGAGUAAGCCUAUUGGUUGUCUUCACCACCAUUAUUGGUUUUCUGCCCAAUGGGAGGGUGAAAAAUUUUCUCAGUGAGAAUGUGCACCUGAUGUGUUACCGUAUCUGUGUGAGAGCGCUGACUGCUAUCAUCACAUAUCAUCACAGUGAAAAUAAACCCAAGAAUGGAGGCAUCUGUGUUGCCAACCAUACGUCACCCAUUGAUGUCAUUAUACUGGCCAGUGACGGAUGUUAUGCAAUGGUGGGCCAGAUCCAUGGUGGGCUGAUGGGGAUCAUUCAGAGAUCUAUGGUGAAAGCUUGUCCACACAUUUGGUUUGAGCGCUUAGAAGUCAAAGACCGCCAUCUAGUGGCUAAAAGGUUGAGUGAUCAUGUAAAAGACAAAAGCAAACUGCCUAUCCUCAUAUUCCCUGAAGGUACCUGCAUUAAUAACACAUCAGUAAUGAUGUUCAAGAAAGGAAGCUUUGAAAUUGGCUCGACUGUCUACCCCGUCGCCAUAAAGUAUGACCCUCGGUUUGGGGAUGCCUUCUGGAACAGCAGUAAGUUUGGGAUGGUGAAUUAUCUGCUCCGAAUGAUGAGUAGCUGGGCCAUCGUCUGCAGCGUGUGGUACCUGCCUCCGAUGAGCCGUCAGGAAGAUGAGGAUGCAGUGCAGUUUGCUAACAGAGUAAAGGCAGCCAUUGCCAGACAGGGUGGUCUGGUGGACCUGCUGUGGGAUGGUGGGUUGAAAAGAGGGAAAGUGAAAGAUACUUUCAAAGAGGAGCAACAAAAAAUCUACAGCAACAUUUUGGUUGGAACUCAAGCAGACCGCAGUCGUUCUUGAGGAGAGGAAGAUGAUUCAGGUGAGGACCUGGAGGGCAAGAGACGGUUCAGAGACCUGGACAACGACGCUAUGGAUUUGUUUUGCAUCAAAUCACAAGAGCUGUCCUUGUUUAAUUAUCCCUCUUUGUGAAAAAGGAUCAAAGCUUGUCCAGUGUUAGGUCAGGUCGUGAUCAAAGCACACCACGAGACGUGUUUUGAUGUUCCUUUGACCGAAGCCAGUGUAGCGUGUUUCAGUCUGUAGUGGCCGGGUGGCUCAUGAGGAGUCAUAAAGAUGCAAUGUGAUAGUUUAAUGGUUUCUUUCUCUUUUUUUGUUUAUUACUUGGUUAGUUUUUUAAAAAAUUUUAAUUUAAUGUUUUCUUUCUUUUUCUCUUAUUAUCAUUUACUCUUAACGUAUCAUUAGGAUGCAAUAAACUAUUAAAAUUGAUGGCCAUGAAUGGUUCAAGGAAACGCCUCAUCAGGCUGCA
Molecule: messenger RNA, 2667 nt
Organism: Megalobrama amblycephala (Wuchang bream)
Lineage: Eukaryota; Metazoa; Chordata; Actinopteri; Cypriniformes; Xenocyprididae
Product: glycerol-3-phosphate acyltransferase 4-like
Exons: 13
Coding region: 798-2204 (468 amino acids)
Biological process (GO): triglyceride biosynthetic process
Cellular component (GO): endoplasmic reticulum
Molecular function (GO): glycerol-3-phosphate O-acyltransferase activity
Source: RefSeq, a predicted model, not a curated record